CUUAAGACAUCCUUGUUCUCAUUUUCUCUGAUUCCAAGCCGGCACAGGUUUUUUUUUUUAUUUUUAAUCUAGUUCUUUCUCCUAGAUUUCAAUAUACUUCGCAAAUUUUGCCUUUAACCCCUCAAAUUUGCUCAAGCUCAAGUAGAACCUUGGCCUUGCUUGGGCAAAUUGUUAGUUUUCUGAAAGCUAUGUCCAACAUCAAUAACGCAAGUGAUCAUAUCUCUACUCACGACCAAGAUUCAUCUUCACAGGCUUCAGCUGAGGUAGAUCUAGAACUUAGGCUUGGACCAUGUACUGGUUCUACCAACCAAGGCCAGUCCCCCAAUGCCAUAGCAAAACAUCGACAAGAACCAAAUAAUUCACAGGAAAAUGUUGGAUGUCCGUCAAGUAACCAGGAGAAACCAGUGAAAAGGGAAAUGAAUCUCACUUGCUCUAUAUGCUUGGAUGCAUUACAACAAGAAGCAUGUACAACAUGUGGACAUAUUUUCUGCAUGCCAUGCAUUAUCGCAGCAGUUGUAAACCAAGGAAGAUGCCCUACUUGCCGGAAAGCGAUUUACUGUCGUGGCAUUCGUCGAAUCUAUCUUCCCAAAAUGAAGUCUUAAUCCAAAAUCAGACAAAAUCCCAAUACAUAUCAGAUAUAUUUAAAACCCAUGUUGGGAGUAUGAGAUGCUUAUAUUGUUUUUGUAAUUUCUAAUAUGAAGUUUAGUUUUAUUAGUCUAAUGCUAUGUAUGGGAUGAUUCAAGCCUAAUUUUUGGAACCUUGCCAAACUCUUUUCAAAGCAUAGACAAAACAUUUAUGAAAUAACUUUAUUUUCUGA
Messenger RNA from Camellia sinensis, 817 nucleotides. RefSeq lists its product as uncharacterized. Gene Ontology annotation, cellular component: SUMO-targeted ubiquitin ligase complex. Gene Ontology annotation, biological process: ubiquitin-dependent protein catabolic process. The record is from RefSeq and is a predicted model, not a curated record. Lineage: Eukaryota; Viridiplantae; Streptophyta; Magnoliopsida; Ericales; Theaceae. Gene Ontology annotation, molecular function: ubiquitin protein ligase activity; SUMO binding; SUMO-ubiquitin ligase activity.